UAGAGGCAUGGGAUUAAUUUGUAGCCAAUUACCACUCACAGUGGAAUAUUAAUGCAUAAAUAAGCCACGGCUUUAAGUUUUGGAGAUGGUCAGAGCUGUGUAAAGGGGAGGGUAUCCAGCUGGGCGCGCGCGAGCGUGUGUGUAUGUGACAUAAACGACGGGGUGUCCCAAGGAGACGGUUCAAACCCAAAAAAGGACCUGAGCAGGGGGACAUCAGCAUCACAAUCUAGAGACCGGCUGGAUCAACUCCUGAACAAAAUCAUCUUAAGUAGCAGUCUGAACUUAUUUGUCUAUGUCUUUUCACCAGCAUGUGUCCUGUUGAAUAAAGAACGGCAAAAGAGAACAGAAUUCAGACGGCUGUGCUGCCCUCUGGAGAGCUAUGAACCGGGAUAAAGUGCAGGUUGGCGACUCCAUCGUACCUGCCGCUGCCGGCGUGAUCGUGGUCGCUCCGCAGGACGGCAUGGACGACAAGCGCCUCGCUGCCGGAGAACUGCCCGUGUUUAACUGCGCCGGAGGGAGAGACGCUUUACCGGCGGAGAGCCGAGAAACCUCACCGAGACACGAGCCUUCACCCGCGGGCGCGCCUCCUACCGUACACCGGACAACCUCGUUCUCGGUUCUGGACAUUUUGGAUCCCAAUAAAUUUACUAGUAAGAGGCAAACACCUAAUAGGACAGGUUGUGAUUUCACGUUUGGUACAGAAAACAGAAGCGAUGACUCAAAUCAUACGAUCGAGCACAAGUCUUAUCAAGAGGACUACGACUGUAAAAAAACAUCAGGUAUUUUAAAAGACGGAUUUGUGUUCCGGUCAGAUGAAUGUGAGGCUGAUUUUACCCGAGGGAAUCAGUCGGACAUCGAGCUGCAGGAGGAUCUGUGCAGCGAGGAGAGUAGCGCCCUGCUAGGAAACAACGACGCCGAGUUUGGGCAGCACGAGGACGACGACUCACUAAACAAAAGUCCUGAAGGACAGCAGACUCAACAGUCCUCAUCAAACGGACAGAGUCACCCGGUGAAACCCAAGCGUAAGCGCUCCGGCUCUGACUCGAAGUCUGGAAAACCCAGAAGGGCCCGGACUGCGUUCACGUACGAGCAGCUGGUGGCUCUGGAGAACAAAUUUAAGUCGACGCGAUACCUGUCCGUGUGCGAACGCCUCAACCUGGCGCUGUCUUUGAGCUUGACGGAGACUCAGGUGAAAAUAUGGUUUCAGAACCGUCGGACAAAGUGGAAGAAACAGAACCCGGGCGCGGACACGAGCGCACCAACAAGCGGGAGCGGAGGUGGACCGAGCAACGGACUGAGCGGCCUGAGUCCUCUGAGCCCGUCUCCUCCUAUGAACGGCCAUCUGUCCAUGCACACCAGCUACCCGGGUCACACGCCAGGAGGACUCGUAUGCACCACUCAGUUACCCUUUCUGCCGGGUCACGCGGUACUGUCACCCUUCAUGCUCGGCUCUCAGACUUAUGGAGCUCCCACAUUUUACGCACCACACUUAUAAGAAGAAAUCUUUAGUAGAUGUCCUGCAUCGGAAGAAACAAAACGUCCGGUCAACUCUGCAAAGGAACAUUUUUAACAUGAAGCACUAUGCUGUCACACACUUGCAAAGACAUUUGAUAGGUCUUAAAAACCGAGAUAUAGCAACCAUUUCUGCACUGUGGCAAACCCAGAAUUAGAAAUAAUUUUCGGCAAUACAUGCUAAUAAUUAGAUCUGAUUUAAAUCUGCUUCGUUUUGAUCAACUGUGAAUAUUUCUGAAGAUCAAACUGUAUAUAUUUAGUUAUGAAAAGUGUUUAGACAUUAACUUUGAUAGCAAAUGUAGUAGGGAAUUAAACGAUUAUGUACUGAAACAAAGAAUGAGAUUGGACUAAAAAUCGUGUAAACAUAAGCCUAAUGAAAAUGUUUUUUUUUUUACUGUGGGCCAUAUUAUUUAAUUCUGACGUUGCAUAGACUAUGCUAUUAUUUAAUUGUUUGUCUCCCAAUUAAAUGGUUGAAAUAAAAUGGCAGAUGACAAAGAUAAGUUGUCAAACAUUUCGUUGUCAUAAGCCUGGCAUUAUGAACUAGAUUUAAAACUAAGUUUUACAUGAUCUUGCACUAUAUGCUAAUGCAUGAAUUGAAAUUGAAAAUU
Carassius carassius (crucian carp) is the source of this 2120-nucleotide messenger RNA. It is a transcript of the gene nkx1-2b, whose product is annotated as NK1 transcription factor related 2-like,b. The coding region runs from base 380 to 1495 and encodes 371 amino acids. Gene Ontology annotation, biological process: cell differentiation; regulation of transcription by RNA polymerase II. The record is from RefSeq and is a predicted model, not a curated record. Gene Ontology annotation, molecular function: RNA polymerase II cis-regulatory region sequence-specific DNA binding; DNA-binding transcription factor activity, RNA polymerase II-specific. Gene Ontology annotation, cellular component: nucleus. Lineage: Eukaryota; Metazoa; Chordata; Actinopteri; Cypriniformes; Cyprinidae. The transcript is spliced from 2 exons.